Messenger RNA from Musa acuminata AAA Group (dessert banana), 959 nucleotides. Its product is annotated as early nodulin-like protein 3. Gene Ontology annotation, molecular function: electron transfer activity. NCBI's taxonomy places the organism in Eukaryota, Viridiplantae, Streptophyta, Magnoliopsida, Zingiberales, Musaceae. The transcript is spliced from 2 exons. The record is from RefSeq and is a predicted model, not a curated record. Gene Ontology annotation, cellular component: plasma membrane. The coding region runs from base 93 to 824 and encodes 243 amino acids.
CUCUCUCGCCUUCGGAUUCCACCGACGCGACGAGCGCUCUCCUCCAUCUUCUUCUUCUUCUGGUCUUAGGGUUGAAGCGAGGAGGUGGAGCGAUGGAGGCUUCGAAAGGCUUGGCUGCUCUGCUCCUUGUUGCUGGGGUUACCAUGGCGUUGAUGGACUCAGCUGGGGCUUACGUCUUCUACGCUGGAGGGAGGGAUGGCUGGGUGCUGCAUCCCUCCGAGAGUUAUGGUGAUUGGGCAGAGAGGAAUAGGUUUCAGGUUGCUGACACCAUUGUGUUCAAGUACAAGAAGGGGGAGGACUCUGUUCUGGUGGUGAGCAAGCAGGAUUACGAUGCAUGCGACGUGAGCAAACCGAUCCGGAAGCUCGAUGGAGGCGAUUCCGUGUUCAAGUUCGAUCGGUCGGGGCCGUUCUACUUCAUCAGCGGCGCGCCGGGGAACUGCCAACAGGGGCAGAAGCUGGUGGUGGUGGUCAUGGCCGUGAGGAACUGUCCGCCCAUCUCUUCUCCUCCAUCCCUCCCUCCGUCGCCACCUCCUACUUCCGACACGCCCCCUGCUUCAUCUCCUUCACCUGCACCAGUAUCCCAUGGUCCUGCGCCACGCCCAUUUCCGAAACCCCAUCCUCCAACCCCAGCACCAUCCGCAGCUCCCGUGCCCGGGUCUCCUCCUCCUAAAUCCUCGGUUGGCGCCGUGUCUGGUCCUGGGAUAUCGCCGGCACCAGCUCCCGUCGAACCGGCCUCCUCUUCGUCAUCCUCCUCGUACGCAUCGAACUGGUCCCUGGUGACGGUGCUGCUGCUCAUGGUUCUCGGUGCUUCCUCCUUCGCCUAAUGCUGUGUGUUGGUGUCCGUCGUUUAUACCUAUUACCGCUGUCUGUGUCGAGCGCGAUAUAUAUGGGUCUGCAUCUUGUUUCCUUCGUUCCCGUAUUUGUAUCUUAAUUCUAUGGAAAUGGAAGAAGAAAAUUAC